GCGAAAAACAAGGAAAAUGAGAAGCUUAAGCCGAGCAACUGCGCUCUGUAAAUCGAGCUGCUCACUCGUCUUCCUCAUCCCAUCAUCUUCACUCGCUCUGCCUCCCUCCCCUCGCUUCCGGUUCAGCUCGUUCGAUUCCACUUCUCCGUCUCGCUCCAAUCGCCAUCGCAUGGCCGCCGCCGCCGAUACUCCUCCCACCGACGGCGCCGCCGCCGCCCCUUCUCCUUCUUCCUCUUCCGCGGCUUCCGCCAUUGAUUUCCUCUCCCUCUGCCAUCAGCUCAAGACGACGAAGAGGGCUGGGUGGGUGAAGAGGGAUGUUAGGGAUCCGGAAUCCAUAGCUGAUCAUAUGUACAGAAUGGGAUUAAUGGGUUUGAUUCUUCCAGACAUUCCUGGCAUCAAUCGUGACAAGUGUGUGAAGAUGGCGAUUGUUCAUGAUAUAGCUGAAGCUAUUGUGGGUGACAUUACUCCGUCAGAUGGUGUUCCGAAGGAAGAGAAGAGCCGGAAAGAGGCCGAAGCAUUGGAUCAUAUGUGCAAACUGUUAGGUGGAGGGUCGAGAGCUGAGGAGAUAGCACAGUUAUGGAAAGAGUAUGAGGAUAAUUCUUCCCCUGAAGCCAAGAUGGUAAAGGACUUUGACAAGGUGGAGAUGAUACUUCAGGCUUUAGAAUAUGAAAAUGAACAAGGAAAGGAUUUGGAGGAGUUCUUCCAGUCAACUGCUGGCAAGUUUCAGACAGAUGUAGGCAAAGCUUGGGCCUUGGAGAUAGCAUCCAGAAGGAAAGGUAAGUAGCUGGAAACAGGAGCACAGUUAAAACUUGCAUAACCUUUGCUGACCUUGAGCCCAAAAGAAAAACACCCUGAGCUCUUACUUCAUGACCAUUCACUAGUUUUCUGUUACUCUCUUGUAUGCCUGAAAUUCUUCAAUACAAAAAAUGUUACUGUUUUAUGCAUCGUAUAAGAUUCAAUUCAACUGAUCUCACUUUGCUCCACGCACUACUUGCUACGAGAAAGCACACUCUAAAUACGCGAUUGGAGUGCGACCGAAGGUCUCAGUCCUCGAACAACCGGAGGGUUCACCGACGCAAACUCGAGCAGCUCCUCGUCAUUCUCCAGCAUACGACCAUCAUCUUCACCUGUAGAAAUCAGGAUCUCGACCGACCGGUCGAUAUCUUCGAUGAAAAUUACGUAAUUCUUUAUGAUCAAGUUGGUGAAGACGACCCAAGCCGGCUUCCCCCAGCCGAAGUCGAUGUCAUAGAGUCGAAACGACGAGAGCAAGCUGCUGAAGCUGUAGAUAUCCACGUCGCCCCUGGUAGUCACCUCCUGGACUUCCCUCACAAACUCGAUGAUCCCCUGCGCCUCCUCUUCGGCUAGUUUGUUCCCCUGCAUCAUAGGUUUGCCCGAUUCGACCUGCCCUGCUCUCAGGUUGCCCACCAAUGUCCGUGGCAAUGGUGGGUCGAGCUGCUGUCUCCAGUUCGUGGCGUGGAUGAGGAUGGACUUCUCCUGUUAACAUCCAACAUAAAUGGUGUUAACAUGUUCGCUCAAAGAAAGAAUCAUAGGAUCAGGAUAUUCUACCUUAUGACCUUGACGUCCGGCUGCGAUACGUUUGGCUCGGUUGAUCUUCAUCAACGACCUCCAAACGAUCGCAGUAAGUGCCUCGGACCGUGUUGGGCGCUCCACGGCGUCGCUAACACACCGAGCUUGGAUUCGCUUGAUUGCCUCCGACCCGAUCACAAACCGCUUUGUUGUCGCCCUGAUCUGCUCUCUUUGUGCCGGUGGUAAGCGAGGCAGGGGCACUGACAGGUCGCUCGAGGAAGGGACCAUCGAAUUGGAAGCGAAUGUCGGGUAGUGCUCUGCCGGAAUCGGCUUCGAAUUCUCCUUCGCAACUGCGGCGGCAACCCAGGCCCGGAUGAAGGCGAACAUGGAAAUGCCAUCGCCGACCUUGUGAGUCAUACUGAUCGCCACUGCCAGACCGCCGCAGGAGAAGGCGAGGGUCUUGAUCUGGCCUCCUACGUAGCGAUCCGCAGAGUUUAGGUCGUCGAUGGACAGGAAGCUGUCGAGGAGGUCGAGGUCCGGGCAGCGAAACACGAUGUCGGAGAGGGUACCGGCGACGUUGCACUCGACGAACUCGAUCCCAGCGUCGUUGCACUCGAUCACAUUGCUCGCCCUGAGCUCGCCGGCGUACGGGUAGUAGAGUGUGAGGGCAUCGGCGAGGGCGGAUUUGAGAAGGCCGGGCCUUGGAACGGUGACGUCCUGCUGACCGGCAUCAGGCGCCGGGUAAAAUAAGGUCAGCGGCGUGGCCAUGACGUAGUUUAGCUCGUCCAUUAUGGAGAGCUUUAGCGACGACUUCUCCGGUGGCGUUGGGGAGCUUGGCUUUAUCAUUUGCCUCGAGGUGACUUCAAUUUUCACGGCCUUGGCCAUCAUUGUUUAGUGUUUCAAUCACCAAUCGAUUUAACAAAAAUUCACUGCCUGUUUGAUUAUGUGUUUAGAUUGGCGAUAGCUUGUUUAAAUCGUGAAAUUAGGGGUUAAGUUUCAUUGAUUGUGAAUUUAACGAAUGGACUUCGAACUUCUAAACUUAAUUAGUGUAAGUUUCACAUAGAGAUGAUGAUGAUGAUGAUGUAUGUUACAUUAUUAUGAUAGC
Messenger RNA from Linum tenue, 2632 nucleotides. NCBI's taxonomy places the organism in Eukaryota, Viridiplantae, Streptophyta, Magnoliopsida, Malpighiales, Linaceae. The record is from the annotation of a GenBank genome assembly.